AUGUCGUAUAUUCCUACGGUGAGCGUAACAAGCGCUGCCGCAGCGGCAAAUAUGAGUUCUGCGGCAAAUAUGGCGGCAUACUUCAAAAAUGGUGCUUAUGCAACUGCGCCGCAUAUGUCAAGUGCUGCACUUGGUUUUACCGCAACACCAGCGCACAAUUUUUUGCCGGGCGGAAUGGGUUAUAUUGGAAAUUCACUAGCAGAUUGCCAAACGGCUGGAUUAACAGCCUGGAAUGCUAGCCAAGCAGCAAGUUCAAACUUCAGAAAACAACGCCGUGAACGAACAACAUUUUCACGAAUACAAUUGGAAGUUUUGGAGAAUUACUUUUCCAAAACUCGUUAUCCAGAUAUAUUUAUUCGUGAGGAAAUUUCAUUGAAAAUUCAAUUACCAGAAUCACGCGUUCAAGUAUGGUUUAAAAAUCGACGUGCUAAAGCUCGACAACAAAAGAAAGCAACAAAACAUGAAGUUGCAUUGCAUGUCGUUCCGGCAUGCAGCAAUGAUGGUAGCUCAUCUAGUAAAACUAAUUCAUCUGAUAUCCGGAAUGCUAGUACUUGCAGUACUGAGAUAAAAACAGAAAGAAGUGAAACAAGUGUAUCAGAACAAAGGACAUCACCAUUUGAAAUUGAUUCAUCAAAAUUAACCGUCUUACCACCACCAUAUUUUGGUACCAUAUCACCAUCAACAGCAUAUACAUCACAAGCAACAUUUCCACAAGGAUAUGGCUAUGGAGGUUAUCAAGCGACAGUUCCAACACCAAUGGAAUAUUUUCAGUAUCCGACAAGUGCUGCAACAUAUGCUGCAGCUACUGAUCCAUGGAAAUUUAUGAAUCAAUGA
Molecule: messenger RNA, 834 nt
Organism: Brugia pahangi
Lineage: Eukaryota; Metazoa; Nematoda; Chromadorea; Rhabditida; Onchocercidae
Source: the annotation of a GenBank genome assembly